CUGGGCAUAUGCCGGUAUACUGGGACACGGGUGGAGGUGCCGGCGGGGCGGCAGCGGAAGGUGAAGUACCUGCUGCUGCAGUUCGCGGAUGGGUCGGCGAAACUCAGUGCGAAGCAGGCGAAACAAGUGCUCUAUCGUUUUGGCAUCGCCGGUCCCCCUGGGCGCUCCCCCCCCCUGAGCAAGAUGCACGACGCGAGUGCGUGGGAGAAGCGGCAGGCGAAGGGCAAGGAGGCAGUGGAGCGCAUGGUGGGCGAGAUGAUGGACGUCUAUGUCAAGAGGCUGCGGCAGCGCCGCCCCGUUUACCCCAAGUUUGACACAGAAAUGCAGCGGUUUGGGGAGUCGUUUGCGUACAAGCCAACCCCGGACCAGGAGCAGGCAUUCUUAGACGUGGAGAGGGACAUGUGCGAGAGGGAGACCCCGAUGGACCGCCUCGUGUGUGGCGAUGUGGGCUUCGGCAAGACAGAGGUGGCUGUACGAGCAAUCUUCAGGGCAGUUCUCGACAAGAGACAGGCCAUGGUGCUAGCUCCAACCACAGUGCUGGCGAAGCAGCACUACAAGGUCAUAUCCGCUCGCCUCAAGGACUAUGGCGUUCGUGUGGCCCUGCUCUCGCGAUUUCAGAAGGAGAGCGAGAAGAAGGAGGUGCUAGCAGGGAUAAGGGACGGCACACUAGACGUGGUGGCAGGCACUCACUCCCUGCUGGGCGCGCAGGUGGUCUACCACAACCUGGGACUGCUCGUGAUCGAUGAGGAGCAGCGCUUUGGCGUGAGGCAGAAGGAGCGAAUCAGCAGCCUCAAGACGAGUGUGGACGUGUUGACUCUCUCGGCUACUCCCAUCCCCCGCACGCUAUACAUGUCCAUGCACGGAUUCAGAGACGCCAGUCGCAUCACCACCCCCCCUCCCGAGCGCCAGCCCAUCGACACACACCUCUUGGAGUUCGAUUUGGAUAAUGUGAAGAGAGCCAUAGGGGACGAGCUGGAGAGGGGUGGCCAGGUGUUCUAUGUGGUGCCGAGGGUUGAAGGCAUAGAGGAGAUUCAGAUGCUUCUGGAGGAGCUCUUCCCUUCAGCCCGUGUUGACGUGGCACAUGGCAAGCUGCGCCCCACAGACCUUGAAGCAGUGAUGGAGCGAUUUGGAGAGGGCGAAAUAGACGUGCUGGUGUGCACGAGCAUCAUUGAGAGUGGGAUUGACAUUCGCACUGUCAACACAAUUGUGAUCGAGGAUACCCACCUCUUUGGCCUGGCGCAGAUCUACCAGCUGCGAGGGCGUGUGGGUCGAUCCAGCAGCUCAGCCCACGCGUACCUGUUCCACCCGCCCCUGCACUGCCUAACACCAGAAGCUCAGGAGCGGCUGAGGGCGCUGCAGCAGCACAGCGGGCUGGGGGAGGGGUACCUGCUGGCGCAGAGGGACAUGGACAUCCGGGGCAUUGGAGACGUGUUUGGGGAGCGGCAGAGCGGGGACGUGGGUGGGGUUGGGUACUACCUGUUCAUGGAGAUGCUUCACGAGACGCUGACCCGGGUGGAACAGAAGAGUCUCCCACGAGUUCAGUUCAAGGAAGUACGGCUGGACCUGCCACUGGCCCCGCUGCCCCCCAUCCCAGCAUCCUACGUUUCCCACGCUGCUGUGCGAGAUAGCCUGCCCAGGGAAGCAGAGGAGGCGGCAGCAGAGGGCAUGCCGGCUCUGCUGGCGUUUUGCAGGGAGAUGCGCGCCGAGUAUGGGGACGAGCCAGCGCAAGUGGAGCUCCUCUUCAAGAAUCUCUUUGUGCGGCGCAUGGCGGCCGAUUUGGGCAUCUACCGCAUUCUACAGCGGGAGCAGGGCACAACCAUUGUCAUGGAAACUGCUAUGAAGCUUCCGGCCUUUGAGAUCUUACGGGAUGCUGUGCAACAGAAGGUUAUGCGCGAAGGCCUCUCCUUCCGGUCGGGAAGAAUAGAGGUGCAGCAGCAGAUGCAAGCAGUGGGCCAACGCGGCCCCUCCUCCACCAUGGUAGCCACCACGCGGAAGCUCCUUCAAGAAGGCGGCGUGCGCGCCUUAUACCGCGGCGUCGAGCCCGCCGUCGUGCGCGCCUUAUCCUACGGCUGCCUGCGCCUCGGGCUGUAUGAGCCGUGUCGCAACAUGAUCGCUCCAAAAGACAAGUCGCAGGUGCAUAUGGGACAUAAAGCCCUCGCGGGUAUCAUGUCUGGAUCGUUCGCUACAGCCGUGUCGAACCCUCUCGAUGUCGCGAAAGUCCGGCUACAGAUGAUAUCCGAGACGGCCGCCGGGAGCAGCGCCGCGAGUGCCGCCGUGAAAAGCGCGGGUGCGCGGAGCAGCCGGUCGACGUCGGGGCAGAUUCUGGAAAUCGCGCGGACGGAGGGAGUCGGCGCGCUGUGGAAGGGCGUAGGGCCGUCCAUGGGGCGCGCGGCGGCGCUCACGGCGGCGCAAUGCGCGGUGUACGACGAAUGCAAGCAGAUGCUCAAAGCGCGCGCUAACGUCUCGGACGGUCUGCCUCUUCACCUUAGCGCAUCUAUGCUUGCGGGCGCCGUUUCGACACUCGCGUCGUCACCCUUCGAUACAGUCAAGACGCGCAUGAUGGCAGUCAAGAAAUCCUCCGCCGCCGCGUCCGCCGCUUCUUCCGCCUCUUCCGCCGCCCCCAGAGCCCCCCUCCCCCCGUCAGCCGCUUCCCCGUCGAUUCCCCCGCAGUCAAAUGCUACGAUAAGCGGAGCCUCGUCCGCGUUUUCCCCCGUUAACCUCCAAAACCCCGCUCCGCACAAUUCUUCCGCCCAACUCCAACCCGCGCUCGCGUACUCUACUUCUUCGGCCUCCCCCGCUCCUUCCGCGCGCCCACCGCCGCUGCCUGCUGCGCGCGGACUGCCCCCGCUGGGCCCUGUGUCCGCUGCUGCGCCCGUGGCGGGCGCAGCUCCGCCAGCAACCGGGGGAGCUAUCGUUUACCGCGGAUCUAUGCACUGCGCUUACUCGGUGAGUGGUUACUCACACGCCCUUACCCAGUGGGUGAAUAAUACGUCAGUCAGGUGUUUUGCGUAA
Messenger RNA from Closterium sp. Naga37s-1, 3012 nucleotides. Lineage: Eukaryota; Viridiplantae; Streptophyta; Zygnematophyceae; Desmidiales; Closteriaceae. The record is from the annotation of a GenBank genome assembly.